Messenger RNA from Thecamonas trahens ATCC 50062, 1368 nucleotides. RefSeq lists its product as uncharacterized. The transcript has 3 exons. The coding region runs from base 1 to 1368 and encodes 455 amino acids. The record is from RefSeq and is a predicted model, not a curated record. NCBI's taxonomy places the organism in Eukaryota, Apusomonadida, Apusomonadidae.
AUGGCAGGGGUGCUCCCAGUGGUUGUGGAUGCCAUGGUUGAUGCCAUCGACACCUCGUCCUUGCUCCAGGCAUACUGUCCCUACUGCUCUGUCUACUCGAGCUGUAUCGAAGACAUUGCCCAGCCUCUCAUUGUUCAGGGUACCAGUGCUGACCCGCACUCGCCGUUUCAGAUUGAUCUCGCUGGUGACUGGCUCGAGUCGGUCCUUGGCGGGGAUGCCCAGUUUGUGUACAACUGCAUGUGCCAAGCCGAGGCUGCGCUUGCUGAUGCUGGCAUCAAUGGCUCGGCAUGGGAUCUGCUCGAUGAGGUCAUGCAGGGCUUCUUUGUUGGCGCUGACUUUCGGCUGCAGUGUCUCAUCAAGGACGGCGUGCCCAUUCCGUUGGCACGACGCGAGCGGAGUGCGUUCAAGGAGCUGACCGCGUCGCGGCUCAACACGCAGAGAGCGGCGUCAGUCGGCCCGUCGGCUAAAGGCUCGCCCUGUGGCAGCGGACGAAUCUCGUCGCUCAAGUCACUGACAGCGGCGGCCGGCGGAUUCGCGGUCGAGGACAUCGCGCUUCUCCGCCCGUCCGGCACGCUUGCCAACGCCGAAUCGGUCCUUGAGGCUCUCGAGGCUGCGCUGAAUGAGGUCCUCGAAGCAGCCAUUCCUGCUCCAGCGCCGACAUCGGCUAACUACCACUACUGCGUGGACUCACCGCCGCGGAGCGGCAGCAGCCAUCGCUUGCCACGGCCGGACCUCCCGCUGCAGGGCAUGACUGCGCCCGAGACGCCGACGCUGGCGCGGCACAACACACCAUCGGCACUCGACACGCUGCUGGAUGAUGCGCCGGCAGCCAUGUCCAUGUCCAUGUCGGUGCACUCGGAAUCGCUCUCACAGUCACUCAUCGCCUCGUCGCAGCCUGUGCCGGACACACCGGUCUCACUUCAGCGGCGCUCGUCGCUAGGCGCGUUUGGCCUUCACUCGCAGCACGGCCGCUCACCGUCGACGUCGCCGCCAGCGCUCUCGCUCACUGACAUUGCAUCGACGUCGGUGGUUGGAUCAGCAGCGCCCAAGAAGCCGCACAUGUCGCGGGCCGACUCACAGGCGUUGCGCGAGACGCAGACCUUUGACGAGCCAGGAUUUUGCUCGCAGUUCUUCUCGCCAACCUACUCGUCGCGAUCGCAUGCAUGCCCGACUGCCGGGCUGUUCUCAGUCUCGCCGAUUGCCCGCGGCUCGCCGACGCGCCACCCCGCAUCUUCAUUCCGCCUCUCUGCGCUCUCAGCGCCGCCGAUGGCUAGUGUCUCGUCUGCAGCCUCGAUCCAAGCUGGCCCCCGCUCUCCCUCGCCAAGUCCGGUCCCCGACCAGGACAUCGCCAAGCGACUCGCCUUCUAG